AUGGCCGCAUGUUGGAAUGUGCGUGUACCUAAUUUCAAGGACGGAACGAAUAUCUCCAUUAUCCCAGUAUCCUGGCCAGCCACGCGGGAAGUCAGGUCAACAGACAUCCAGAACCAGACAUCUAGACACCCAGAAAGAAAAUCCGACAUCUCCCAUCCCACUCAUACCCACGCCAACCACAAAUCCCCGAUGCAUUCCCCCAAUCUCCCCACCCUCCUCCUCACCCUCCUCACCCUUACACCCCACACAACACCUCUAACCCUACCCUCCCCACCCUAUUUCCCCAAUUCUGAACCCCCCGCCCCCUCCUGCACUCCCACCAACGCCCUCCAAAACCCCUCUUUCGAAUCCGACCUGCCGCCAUGGAUGGAUAUCGUAACCAGCUCCUUCGUCACCCGCGGCGUCUUCACCAGCCCCGACAACCGCGCGCACAGCGGCGCACACUUUUAUUACGCGAUGAGCAACAGCUCCGUCGAUGCUAGUCUCACGCUGUCGCAGGGUUUCGGAGGUGUUGCACUGGCACCAGAUACACAAAGUAUACAGUGCACAGCGUACCUUGCGUCCUCGCGGCCCGAUAAUCUGGGAUUCCUCAGCGUUGAGCUGUUUCUGGAUGGGGUGAGGUGUGGGGAGGCGCGGCGGUUGGGGACGACGGGGUGGACAAGGGUUGGGGGGCUGGUUGGGUUGCAGGAGAUUGGCGGGUUGGAAGGCUGGAGGGCUGGAGGGCAUAGUCUGGCGGUUGUGAUUAUUGGUUAUGGGGCUGGGGGGGAGGGGUGGGAGGUCUGGGUUGAUGAUGUGGUUGUUGGUCGCGCUUGUUGA
This is a messenger RNA of Plenodomus lingam JN3, 816 nucleotides long. RefSeq lists its product as uncharacterized. The record is from RefSeq and is a predicted model, not a curated record. NCBI's taxonomy places the organism in Eukaryota, Fungi, Ascomycota, Dothideomycetes, Pleosporales, Leptosphaeriaceae.